GUGUCUUGGCUUUUUAAUCCAACAAGAAGUGAAAUAACAAGUCUAGAUAGUGGAAAUAUAGAUGACAUUUUAAACAAUGCAGAUGUUGCUUUAGUUAAUUUUUACGCCGAUUGGUGCCGCUUCAGCCAAAUGCUGCAUCCUAUUUUUGAGGAAGCUUCUAAUGUAAUUAAGGAAGAAUAUCCAGAUAAGAAUCAAGUGGUGUUUGCUAGAGUAGACUGUGAUCAGCAUUCGGACAUAGCUCAGAGAUACAGGAUAAGCAAAUACCCAACCCUUAAACUCUUCCGGAAUGGAAUGAUGAUGAAGAGAGAAUACAGGGGCCAGAGAUCUGUGACAGCAAUAGCAGAUUAUAUCAGGCAGCAGAAGAGUAACCCUGUUCGGGAGGUCCAGGAUUUGGAAGAAAUUAGUUCUCUUGAUCGCAACAGAAGAAAUAUUGUUGGGUACUUUGAGCAAAAGGACUCUGACAAUUACAGAACCUUUGAAAGAGUAGCGAAUAUUUUGCAUGAUGAUUGUGUAUUCCUGUCUGCCUUUGGGGCUAUUUCAAAAGCAGAGAGAUUUAGCGGAGACAAUGUAAUCUACAAGCCACCAGGGGAAAAUGCUCCAGAUAUGGUAUAUUUAGGCUCGCUAACCAAUUUUGAUUUAAUUUAUGCAUGGACACAAGAUAAAUGUGUACCGCUAGUUCGAGAAAUUACGUUUGAAAAUGGAGAG
This is a messenger RNA of Cariama cristata (Red-legged seriema), 705 nucleotides long. Its product is annotated as endoplasmic reticulum resident protein 44-like. Lineage: Eukaryota; Metazoa; Chordata; Aves; Cariamiformes; Cariamidae. The annotation marks the transcript as partial. The transcript is spliced from 7 exons. The record is from RefSeq and is a predicted model, not a curated record.